This is a messenger RNA of Penicillium bovifimosum, 2121 nucleotides long. Its product is annotated as pre-rRNA-processing protein ESF1. The transcript has 2 exons. Gene Ontology annotation, biological process: rRNA processing. Gene Ontology annotation, molecular function: RNA binding. Lineage: Eukaryota; Fungi; Ascomycota; Eurotiomycetes; Eurotiales; Aspergillaceae. The record is from RefSeq and is a predicted model, not a curated record. Bases 1 to 2121 code for a protein of 706 amino acids. Gene Ontology annotation, cellular component: nucleus.
AUGGCAGGCCCAGACAAGAAAAAAUCCAAGGCAGGCAAGCCUAAAGGCCAAUCAGGUCCAGUGAUCACGGAUCCGCGAUUUGAGAACAUCCAGACCGACCCACGCUACCGGCUCCCCAGCAAACGCCAGACUCAUGUCAAACUCGAUAAGCGCUUUGCGCAGAUUCUAGAUGAUAAGGAUUUCUCUAGCAACGCUGCUGUCGAUCGCUAUGGACGAAAGCUGAAGAAAGACGAUACCAAGGAAAAGUUGAAGAAAUUCUACCAGGUUGAUGAGGAUGAGGAUGAGGACAGCGUCGACGACGACGAAGAUGUCCAGAAAGAAUUGAAACGAGUCAACGCCGCCUCAUAUGAUCCUGCCCGGGAUGGUGGCUUUGGGUCCUCUUCAUCCGACGAAAGCUCCAGCGAAGAGGAAGAUGAGGUGGAAGAGGAGGAAGAUGAGCUCGAGUACCCGGACAAGCAACAGUCUGAUGUGCCACUCGGCGAAGUGACGACUCGGAUAGCAGUCGUCAACCUUGAUUGGGAAAACAUUCGUGCCGAAGAUUUAAUGGCAGUCUUUUCUAGUUUCCUUCCCACCGGAGGGAGGGUGUUGAACGUCACAGUCUACCCCAGUGAAUUUGGAAAGGAACGGAUGGAGCGGGAGGAGAUCGAAGGCCCCCCGAAAGAGAUCUUCGCCUCGAAGAAGUCAAAAAGCGAGGAUUCGGAGGAGGAAGAACUUGACUCUGACGAGGAAGAGGAGCAAAUUAAGAAGUCAAUCCUCAAGGCCGACGACGGCGAAGAAUUCGACUCUACACAGCUACGGCGGUACCAGCUUGAGCGAUUGCGCUAUUACUAUGCCAUUGUCGAAUUUUCAUCGAAAGACGUUGCGAAGCAUGUGUACGAUUUGGUCGAUGGCGCCGAAUACCUCUUCAGUGCCAACUUCUUCGAUCUUCGCUUCGUGCCGGACGAGACCGACUUCUCUGACGACAAGGCUCGGGACGAGUGUUCCCGGAUUCCUGACGGUUACAAGCCUACCGAAUUUGUAACGGAUGCUUUGCAACACAGCAAGGUCAAAUUGACAUGGGAUGCGGACGACAAAUCAAGGAAAGAAGCUCAGGCACGUGCUUUCCGGGGCUCGCGCCAGGACAUUGAUGAGAAUGACCUGAAAGCGUACCUCGGCAGCGAUAGCUCAGAGAGCGAAGACGAAGAUGACGAGGACGGAGGUGUCGAAGUAGUCGAUAAUACCGCAGGAGACGCUUCGACCACAAAGCUAUCCAAGAAAGAGGCCGAGAGACAACGCAUGCGUGCAUUGUUGGGUCUGAGCGCCGAGCCUACCCGCACCAAGCCGGAUGGCCCCGUCGGUGAGAUGGAGGUUACUUUCACAUCAGGCUUGGCUGGUGGCCACGGCAAGGAUACAAUCUUCGAAAAUGAACCGGAGAUUGAGGAAAGUACAAUUGACAAAUACGUGCGGAAGGAGCGCGAGCGCAAGAAGCGCCGAAAGGAGAAACUGAAGGCCAAGCGAGGCGAUGAGGAUGCGCCUAAGGAGGAGGAAGAACAAAAAGCCGCCCCCGUUCAGGCGCCACAGCCUGAAGAAGAAGAGUUAGGAUUUAACGAUCCCUUCUUUGACGACCCUGAUGGAAAACUCACAGCAGGUGCUCGACGCAAGGAGGAGAGGCGCAAGAAGCGCGAGGAACGUGCGGCCGAGGAAGCCGCAUCAGCUGCCCAACGGGCUGAACUGGAGCUCCUGAUGGUGGACGACCAAAAGGCCAACGUCAAACACUUUGAUAUGAACGAGAUCGAAAAGGCCGAGAAACAGGCUCGGAAGAAGGGCAAGGGCAAGAAGAGCAAAAAGGUGGAACCCGCUCCGGCAGAUGACUUCAAAGUCAAAGUCGACGAUCCACGUUUCACACGCUUGUAUGACACUCCUGAUUUUGCCAUCGAUCCAACCAACCCCCGCUUCAAGCCAACUUCCGGCAUGAAGGCACUAUUGGAUGAGGGCCGUAAGCGCCGGCGUACUGGUGAUGACGCCGAUGCCGAGGCUCCGACGGAAGAUCGAGAAGCCAAGAAGAAGCAAAAGAAGGCAUCUAAAGAGUCCAGCUCUGACGAGUUGAAGCGGUUGGUGGCCAAGGUCAAGCGUUCUCACUGA